UGGCUUUGUCCACUGCAUUCACACACACACAGGCUUCCAGUCUGCGCUUGCGCGGCUAAAUUCGGAGCCAGGGGGACACUGACAGCAUGUCUGCACCGCCACUCGUUGAUAUUUAACAAAUUUUUUAAUUUAUUUAUUUAUUCAGGAACAGCGGAUCUCUAGAGCAAUCGACGACCAUGUUCUUGCGUACGGCGUGUAUGGUUCUCCCGUCACCCGGUUUGUUGGCACAUUGGAGGCUCACAGCACAAACACUGAAGAACGUCACUUGUACUCUAACGAGGACACACGCGUCUCAGCGGUACCUGACCUGCUGUUGCUGCUUUGUCGGCUCAACAUUAGCUCACCUCGGGGGACAACAACCGGAACCAUCGUCGACGCACCUCCGCCACAACCGGGACUCCUGCGGUUUCAACUUGGGACCCUUGCAGCGGGUGUGUGUUAGCGCCGAGUCCAUAGGUCAACAACUUGGAGGCCGGUUAUCGAGGGUGUUGAGGCGACAUGAAGGCCGAGCAGACACGGUGGCUUUGUUAGCAGGUAACACUCGGCUUUUAGCCACCAUGGCGGCUAGUCGAGCUUCAUCCGCAUCCUCCAAGAAGACCACCGACGGGGACAACAUUGCGGAGGACCAAAAAACAGACCCCUCAACCCACUGGUCUGCAGGAAAAGCCCCCGGGGAGUCAGAACCAGAUGGAGAUAAACCUAACAAGACCCAGCAGCUAAAAAAAGUCUUUCAGGAAUACGGAGCUGUGGGAGUUUCCUUUCACAUUGGGAUCUCCCUCAUGUCCCUGGGAAUGUUCUACCUCCUCAUAUCCAGUGGGAUUGAUAUGGCAGCCGUGCUGAGCAAAGUGGGGUUCAGCGAGGCCAUCAUUCAGUCCAAGAUGGCAGCGGGGACCAGUACCUUCGUCCUGGCCUACGCCAUCCACAAACUCUUUGCUCCCGUUCGCAUCAGCAUCACCCUGGUGUCGGUGCCACUCAUCGUGCGCUACUUCAGAAGGACGGGGCUGUUCAAACCACCCACCUCUGCGCCCUGAUGACAUCGCUGUAUAACCAGCGUCCAGCCAUAUUUAUAAGUGUCCUCAACAUUUGCCUUGACGACUGCUGUUGUGUGAUUUUAGUGGAAUAAUACUGAAGGAUAAACAAAUGCAGUACAAAUGUAUUUAGACUAGUUGAAUUUGAUGUACAAUCAGGGAUGUUUUAGUUUUAGCAUUGUUUGUUCCUUAAGGAAGUGAAGGUUCCUCAUGUGGACUACUUCCUGUCAGGACGCAGUGGUCCUUCCCCUUCAUUCUCUGGGCUGAGACAUCUUUAUUUACUUUCCUUUGCAACAGCAAGUUCUAAUCUUCAAAUCCAGACGAAUGAAAGUGUUUCAUCAAUAAAAAUGGAUGUUGCUUGCAUUUGGAACCACAAUAAAUCAAUCAUAUUUUAAUGUACUUUUUUUUUUAAUCGCUCAUUUUGUUUGAGUUCCUUAAUCAAUCCGUUCCAUAAUUUGAUUCCCCAUAAUGAUAUGCUGAAGGUUUUUUGUGCGUAUUUAAGUGUUUUAAGUUAAAUUUUUUCCCUGAGGUCAUAUUCCCCAGGAAUGAGUUUUGGUCAAGGACAAAUUUUGCUUUAUUCAGUAUUUAUUUAGUAUUGAGGUAUUUAAUUGAACCAAAGUCAAAUUCCUUGUUUGUGUAAGCAUACUUGGCCAAUAAAGCUGAUUCUGAUUUCUUGCCACUUUAUGUUGCAUAUUUUU
Molecule: messenger RNA, 1726 nt
Organism: Dunckerocampus dactyliophorus (ringed pipefish)
Lineage: Eukaryota; Metazoa; Chordata; Actinopteri; Syngnathiformes; Syngnathidae
Gene: mims2
Product: family with sequence similarity 210 member B
Exons: 3
Coding region: 177-1031 (284 amino acids)
Cellular component (GO): mitochondrion
Source: RefSeq, a predicted model, not a curated record